This is a messenger RNA of Corvus hawaiiensis (hawaiian crow), 1768 nucleotides long. RefSeq names its product cyclin dependent kinase inhibitor 1A (gene CDKN1A). Lineage: Eukaryota; Metazoa; Chordata; Aves; Passeriformes; Corvidae. Gene Ontology annotation, biological process: signal transduction by p53 class mediator; regulation of mitotic cell cycle. Gene Ontology annotation, molecular function: cyclin-dependent protein serine/threonine kinase inhibitor activity. Bases 102 to 557 code for a protein of 151 amino acids. The record is from RefSeq and is a predicted model, not a curated record. The transcript is spliced from 3 exons. Gene Ontology annotation, cellular component: nucleus.
CCGGGCGACGCCGGGACCGGCGCCCGGCUCCGCCCCUCCCUCCGGUAUAAAGGCGGCGACGCGGCGGGCACCGACAGACGCUGGGAGACGGCGCGAGCACGAUGCCGCUGUCCCAGAGCAGGGCUGGGCAGACCCCAUGCAGCAGCAAGGCCUGCAGGAACCUCUUUGGCCCCGUGGACCACGACCAGCUCCAGCAUGACUUUGAGGACAAGAUAAGACAACAGCUGGAAGAAGCUCAGCAGCGCUGGAACUUCAACUUUGAGACAGAGACUCCCUUGGAAGGGCCGUUCAAGUGGGAGAGGAUCCUCGUGGCUGAGCAGCCGCCCCAGGAGGUUCACAGCCUGGUCAGGGCUGUCAUCAGCAGUGACAGCAGGAGCUCCUUGGCCCACAGGGUCCCCCCCAAGGACCGUGUUGGCAGGAUUUGCCCCGAGGAGUCUCAGCAGAGCUCGCAGGUUUACAAGGCUGGUUCCCCACAGAGCCUGAAGCGUGGGCAGACCACGAUCAAAGACUUCUACAGUGCCAAGCGGAGGAUCGUCCCUGCCCGGCCCCGGCCGUGACUCGCUGCAGCAGCUGCCGACACCAGGGGUGCCCGUGGCUCCCCUGCCCCAUGCUGUGUGAGCUGAUCUGUACGAAGCAAUGUAGAGUCUGUAGUUUCCUAUUUAUGAGUAGCUCUGGGGUCCUGAGGGACCUUCACUGUGUGCAAUGUGGAGGAGGAGCCCCACGGUGGAGCUGGAGGAGGACUGAGAUGGGCCUGGUGGGACCAAAGCACUGCCCUGCCUGCAGAGAAGUGUCCUCUGCCCUGUGCCUGUGGGGCCAAACACAGUCCUUGUGCCACCCUGCUGUCCAGCCGUGGAUCCGUCCCUUGCCUAGGGACUGGCUGUGGGGGACGCUUGUGUCCCAGCCACCUGGUGGCACCAGAUAUCUUUAAGAAAAGUCCCUGGUGUGGUUUGUAGAGCCCUGGGAUGCCUCGGCUGCUGUCACACGGGGGUGGCCCUCUGUCCCAGCAGGAUGGACCCAAGCACUUGUCCGUGUGUGGGAGCAGAGUGACGUGGAGGCUGCUCCUUCCCACGGCUGUUCCCUGGACAGUCCUUGGGGUGACUCACCAGGAACAGCCACUGGGGGACCAACACUGCCCCUGGGAGGCUUUGGGAUCCCCUGCACUCUGCUGGCCCCAAAUCCCACUUUCUUACCUUGUUGUUGUUGGCUUGUUGAGUGGUGCUGCUUGUGCCCACAUUCCUGCCUCCCUCAACACUGACACCGGGCUGGGGAGCCCCUGCUCUGGCUCUGUUGGGCUCCUCUAGGAAGAAGUCCUGCUCACCAGCAGGGCUGAUGCUGAAAUAAGGAAUUGUAGCUUGUUUUCCUGGACUUUUUCUCCUUUGGGGCUGGCGGGGAGAGGACCCUCACCUGGCUCUGCUCUGGGACCAAGGGAUGGCCUGGAGCAGAGGCUGCUGAGUUCCAGCACUGAAGGAUGAGUCCCUGCUCCUGAGGGACUCGACACUGUCAGGUCUCAGCACUUUGAUGGGGUUCAUCUCCUGCUCUGCUGGAUUUGGACUCGGGAAACUGGUGCAAGAUGGUCCCAGGAAGAAAAGGGACAGGGUUGAUUUCCCACCUUGCAGCACGAUGCACUUUGCUGUCGGUGAAGCUGCCAAGCUCCCAGCACUAAAUGUUUAUUUAUAUUUAAAAUAAUGCUAUUAAGUGUAUGUGGGGAAAGGGGAAAUACCUGUUUGUCUGAGAGUGUUAACUCUGAAUAAACACUUAUGUGAAGGAA